GCCGUCACCGCCUAAUCCCCUGCAACUUUGCAAUUGCGCCCUUUUAUGCGGUUUAUCACUUCACUAUUCAGUUAGUACUAUUCCCUCAUUUUUCUCUCUCCUAUUUUUUGUUUUCACCUUUUUUAGCAACUCACAAAUCAAAUAACCACCAAUCAACUUCUUCUUCUCCAAUCUUCAACCCAUCUCUCAUCCGCCAUUUCCAUUCUCUCUCUCUCUCUCUCUCUCUCUCCUCAUACCAGAAAAUAUGUUAGUCUUAUCUUCCUCUGCUCCACCCGUUCUCGAGGUGUGCAAAGAUAGGGUUUCUUCUUCGUUUUCUACUUCCUCGUCGUCUUCUUCGUCGGCGUUUUCUGCGGUGGUGUUUCGUCGGAGUUUUUUCACUCGGUUUAACUCGUCUCUAAUAUGCUGCUGCUCUUCCAAGCUCAAAUUAAUGGCGGACACUGCUCUUCCGUCCUCGUCUUCUUCGACGUCUGCUUCUGCUUCUUAUUCUGCUGCUGCGAAGUCUGUUGAAGAGGAGAAUCACGAGAUUCCUGUUAAGAAAGAAGAUGACAAUCAACUUCUUCGUUCUCGCACUUAUCGUAACGUUCGUUCUGCAGAAGAGCUGAUAUCUGAAAUAAAAAGGGAAUCAGAAAUUGGAAGGUUACCUAAAAGUGUUGCUUAUGCUAUGGAGGGACUUUUUCACUACUAUCGCAAUGCAGUCCUUUCAAGUGGAAUUUCUCAUGCUGAUGAAAUAGUGUUGUCAAACAUGAGUGUUAUGCUUGAUUUUGUUUUGUUGGAUAUUGAGGACCCUUUUGUAUUUCCACCGUUUCACAAAGCUAUUCGAGAGCCUGCUGACUAUUAUUCCUUUGGUCAAGAUUACAUUCGGCCAUUGGUAGAUUUUGGAAAUUCAUAUGUUGGUAACAUCGCCAUUUUCCAAGAAAUGGAGGAGAAGCUUAAGCAGGGUGACAACAUCAUCUUAAUGUCCAACCAUCAAAGUGAAGCAGAUCCCGCAGUGAUUGCAUUACUUCUGGAGAAGACAAAUUCACUAAUCGCAGAAAACUUGAUCUACAUAGCAGGUGAUCGAGUUAUAACAGAUCCUCUUUGCAAGCCCUUUAGCAUGGGAAGGAAUCUUCUUUGUGUUUACUCUAAGAAGCACAUGUAUGAUGAUCCCGAGCUUGUUGAUGUAAAGAAAAGAGCAAAUACAAGGAGUUUGAAAGAGUUGGUCUUACUUUUAAGAGGUGGUUCAAAAAUAAUCUGGAUUGCACCCAGUGGUGGAAGAGAUCGUCCAGAUGCUGUCACUGGUGAAUGGUACCCGGGAACUUUUGAUUUCGCUGCAUUGGAUAAUAUGAGAAGGCUUGUGGAACAUGCUGGUAGACCUGGGCAUAUUUAUCCAUUAGCAUUAUUGUGCUAUGACAUUAUGCCCCCUCCAGCACAGGUUGAAAAGGAAAUUGGGGAGAAAAGAGUAAUGUCCUUUCACGGAGUUGGGGUAUCUGUGGAACCAGAGAUUAACUACAAUGAUGUUUCUCUUGGUUGCAAAAAUGAUGAAGAGGCUAAGUCAGUUUAUGGACAAGCGUUGUACAAUUCUGUGAAUGAACAAUAUAAUGUCCUCAAAGCUGCUAUACAUGGAAAACAAGGCUCAGGUGCAUCAACGCCGACUACUUCUCUGUCACAACCUUGGGCCAGUUGACAUUAGUGUGCCCUUUUGCUUUCUUUUAAGCUACAGUUUGUGAUUAGAACGCGGAAGCCAAUUAAUGCGUGUCUAUAUUCCGACUUUCCAAGGAAGCAGAAUAGCUGACGUUCAAUUUUUAAUAAUAAUUACAAGGAGCACGUAUGAAGACCUUUUGAAUCUUGUUAGAUUUGUCCGAUUCCAAGAAUUAAUAAUCUUAUACUUUCGUAUAAAUGUCGACAUUACAUACCCCUUGUGAAAUACGUAAAUUGAUAUGAAAAUCAAAAAUAACAGGAAAGGUAAAUAAUGCACAAUAUUUUUGGGGUUUCAAUAAUUGAGAAUGUGAUAUGGAUUCGUAUGGAUUUGGGAUUUGUCAUAAACUCAUUGAUUGGAACCAUAAUUCGUGUACAGAUUGCGAAAGACUCUACUUGGAAAGAUGCAAAAAUAUCGAAAAUCAUGUAUUGUUCGAUCAAGUACAACUCAAAGUACGUACGUGGAGUACGAGUUGUACUUUAGGAUGCAGAAUAGUGAUUGUUCUAAUUGUAACAAUUAUGUCUUUUCUUUACAUAUCUAUGCGUGGUUUAAAUAUC
Spinacia oleracea (spinach) is the source of this 2232-nucleotide messenger RNA. RefSeq names its product glycerol-3-phosphate acyltransferase, chloroplastic-like. The transcript has 13 exons. Gene Ontology annotation, biological process: phosphatidylglycerol biosynthetic process. Bases 245 to 1663 code for a protein of 472 amino acids. The record is from RefSeq and is a predicted model, not a curated record. NCBI's taxonomy places the organism in Eukaryota, Viridiplantae, Streptophyta, Magnoliopsida, Caryophyllales, Amaranthaceae. Gene Ontology annotation, molecular function: glycerol-3-phosphate O-acyltransferase activity. Gene Ontology annotation, cellular component: chloroplast stroma.